Messenger RNA from Nelumbo nucifera (sacred lotus), 2219 nucleotides. RefSeq lists its product as uncharacterized. The record is from RefSeq and is a predicted model, not a curated record. NCBI's taxonomy places the organism in Eukaryota, Viridiplantae, Streptophyta, Magnoliopsida, Proteales, Nelumbonaceae.
CUUCGGCGCUAAUAUCGGAGACGUCACCUUUCGGUCUCAGCCCUUCUUCUGGAAACCGGAAAAACAAGCUCCUUCACAAAAUCACAAACAACUACGGUGAAACUGGUUUUUCGUGGAGCCGUUGAUCAACCACCGCUUUUCCUCCAUUCAUUCCUCCUCUACCACAACCUCACCGCCUUUUACCUCUUUUUCCCCAACUUAUUUCCUUCUUUGUCCUUCCAGUAAAAUCAAUAAAUCCUCUCAUCCUCCUCUCUCCCUUUUUGCCCCUGUUGAUUCACACAACAGCCUCUCCACUCUCCAGGCUGCUCCCCCUUCUCCGGUCGACAGGGGCUGCUGAUGACUUUCCGACGAUGAUUCCCUAAAGAAGAAACAUCUUGGGUAUCUCAGAAACAAAAGUACUCCCGUCGAUCUGGACAGGUGAAAGCAAUGGAGGUGCAGCGGAUGAGGCAGUUGAUGCUCCUCUGGUCAGGAGUGCAAAGUAUCCGUGUGGCCCUCGUGGGUGGAAACCACACCGCUGCCCGGUUUUGCACUCGCUAAGCCCCCCUUCCCUCUCCUCUCGCCUGUGUUUUUCUCUGUCUCUGUCUCUGUUUAUCUGAGACUAGCCUAACCAACCUAGUUAACAGUAACACAACCAGCUCUCAUUCCUAUCAGAGCCAAGAGCCAAGCGGCCAUCCAAGAUCUCUGAAAGGAAAUGGAAUUCGGUCGUGGAUUUCCGGUCAAUAACCAGACAAAGAUCAAACACCUUCACGGGGAAGGUGAGAUCAGUCUGAAUCCCGAUAACCAGCUCACAAUUAUGCUUCCUGACUCCAGGGUUCUUAGGGUUAUCGCGCGAUCCGUGCUUUUAGCCUUGAUCAUUGCGACAUUUCCAUGGAUCGGACCAUACUUCAUUGAUGGACUUCCCCAAUUGAAUUCUAACCUCAAUGGUUCUCAGGCCGAUUUCGGACCUGAACCCAUUAAUGUUGAGUUCUUGCCUGAACUUUUUCAAGACUUAGCCAACGAGGGUCUCCUUAAUUCUGGCGGCAAGACCCUCCUUGUAAGCCAGGGCGGUGGCGAGGAGGUGAUCACUCAGAGUCCCCUGUUCACUGAUGAUAAUUUUGUGGAUCUCAUCUCUGAGUUCGACACCGAACGCCAGAGUUUAGUCCCAGAUGAUACAUUUGAUUUUGCGUUCGCGCCCGGCUUUGGCUCCGGUGAAUUCAUCGACCGCACUCUGAAGAUUGGCGGUAUUGCAGCUGUCCAGUUGAGCGACAACCCUCGGUAUCCUUUCCGCAAGCCCUCUAAUUACAAAAUUGUCUAUAUCCGGAGAUUUGCAUCUACAAUUGUGGCAAUGAAGAAAACUGGCCCCGCCGAGAUACUAUCAGGGACUUCGCCGAUUAAGAGACGCCUCAGUGCAUUCGCUUCAGAAGCCAAGCAGGCGGCACUGAACAGACUGGAGGACGCGCUCCUUGAACCACCACGAGCAUCUAAGGUGGAGUUGGGCAACUACUUAAAGACCACCAGAUACCUCCCGGACUUGAUGGAGGAUUCACUGGAAGGGUACCCGCGACACGUCUUCAUCGACGUUGACUUGCAGGUGAAAAGCAACGCCAGUCCUGGUUGGUUUGAGCAGAAUUACCCAACAAGAAAUAAGGAUUUCGAAGUGUACAAGAUAGACAUGGUGACCACCGAUGAAUUGUCACCGGACAAGGGAGUGCCCCAGAUGGAGAUGUCGGAUUGGUUGUGGAAGAAUGUGAAGGAAGAAGAGUAUGUUGUGAUGAAGGCAGAAGCAGAAGUGGUUGAAGAGAUGAUGAAGAGCAAUGCCAUCAGCUUGGUGGACGAACUGUUUUUGGAAUGCAAACACCAAGGUCUAUGUGGGAGGAAGAGCAAGAAUAGGAGGCCCUAUUGGGAAUGCUUAGCUCUCUACGGAAGGCUGAGGGAUGAAGGAGUUGCUGUGCAUCAAUGGUGGGGGUGACUGAAAAGAGAGUUCAAUUUCUUGUGCCAGAGCUUGAAACUAUUUUCUGGUUUUUCUUGUUUUUUUUCUGUUGUUUGUGACUCUCUGUGUGUGUGCUUCAGUGUCUGUGUUUGUUUGUGUUAGUGUAAUACAGAACUUUUCUUCAGUGUAUACGAGCGAGAGUGUGAGUUGGAAGAAGAGUCUUCUCUGAUGUUGUUAGGUUUUCUUUUGUAUUUCAAGUUUGACAUGGAGGCUACUAAUCUAGUUGUUUCUCAUCAGUUUCUUGGGAUAA